Messenger RNA from Colletotrichum acutatum, 1680 nucleotides. RefSeq names its product PLC-like phosphodiesterase. Lineage: Eukaryota; Fungi; Ascomycota; Sordariomycetes; Glomerellales; Glomerellaceae. The record is from RefSeq and is a predicted model, not a curated record. Gene Ontology annotation, biological process: lipid metabolic process. The transcript has a single exon. The coding region runs from base 1 to 1680 and encodes 559 amino acids. Gene Ontology annotation, molecular function: phosphoric diester hydrolase activity.
AUGCGCUGGUUGUUGAUGGAGCCUGAGAAUGCAGCAGCGACGGGCAGACAAUACAUCACCAUCGUCAAUCUCACGCCGCACCCUUUCAAGCUCACUUCAACACACAGCUACCAGAUGGACGAGUUCAACUGGGGCGAUAUUCCUCCAGGCAAGGCGCGUCAAAAUGUCGCACACUACACUGGGAAAAUUGGGGCCAACAAUGUCGAUGACAACGGAGAAGCGUACUUUGAUGUCGGGAACACUGGCAAAAAGUUUGUCGUACGUGCCACAACUCAUAUACCCGAUACCUAUCCCAGGCGCGUCGUCUUUGACCUGAGCGGGAUGGGCAAGGGCCAGCGCGAGUACAGGGUGCCGGGCCAGGAGGUACCUGUGACUCUUGUCAUCACGGGGAGUGAUUCCUUUGGGUUCAUCACUUCACUAUCACACGGACCGGGAAAUUGGAUGAACUCUAUCAAGGAUACGAUCCGUGACCGGAAGGUGGCCAAUGUGGUGAUGCCAGGCACCCACGAUGCGGGCAUGAGCAAGUUAACAGAUGCUCUCUUGUCGGGAGGAAGUGAGGGCAACACACAAACUCAGAUGUUGAACAUAUAUGAUCAACUGCGAGCCGGAUCUCGCUGGUUCGACUUGCGUGUUUCCAGCGUUCAUCAAGUUGUCAACUGUUGUGGCAACUAUGACUUCUGGACGAUGCACGUGAGUAAUGAGGUUGAGGAAGUCGUGAUUGGAAGAACGGGAGAGAAGUUUGACGACGUCAUCAAGGAGAUUAAUCGAUUCACGAAUGAGAAUCCCGGCGAGGUUAUCUUCUUGCAGUUUCGCUAUCUGGUCGGUGUCCGCAAUGUGCCGAGCCUUGGACCCAUCUAUUGGGAUGAAGGUAUCAAGAACAAGUUCUUUGACAAACUCAAAGAGAUCAACAAUCGGUGCCCGGGACUUGACAGUGGCUUGCAGAAGUCGAAGAUUGGCGAUUUGAUGGACAAGAAUGAUAACAAUGGUUGCGUGCUUAUCUUCUUGAAUACCCAACAUCUGUCUAAGAUCUCCGAUAAAGGCAAGCAUACUUCAGCUGACGAUGGCAUCUACAACAUCGAUUAUAUCGACUUGACUGAUGCGUGGCCCGAAAAAGAAGACACGAAAGAGAUGGCUGAAUGGGCAAUAAAGAAAUGGACAGAUAAGACUGAGGGCAACUUCUACAUCGCCCAGUGGCUCAGUACACCGCAUUUCUUGACUUCGACGUUUUCAUACGGCCUCCAGUCAAUCGCCGUUCUGCCUACCAAUCCAGCACUCUACUGGAGGGGCGUGAAUGAGAUCUCGGACAAAAUUUUCCCCAACGUCAUCUUGGUGGACUACAUUGGCAUGGUGAUCAUGAAUGAGCCUGGAUGGGAUUCGUUGAGUGCUGAGUUGUAUACUUUGGCGAUCGGUCUCAACUUAUACACAAUCAGCGAAAACUGCGACAUCAGCAAGAGAAGGUCUCCUUUGCUCCCAAGUCCGAAGAAUUUGAGGAAGCCUCCGAGCCCCCUAGUAUCGCAAUUCAACGGCAUCAUUUUUGCAAAUGGGACGACUAUUGUCGAUCCGCCGCUUGGCCUUCAUCCGGGUCGCGUCGAGGUUUUGAAGAACGGGACGGUUUUCAGCAACGGCACAGUCCUGGAGGAGAGUGUGCCCAACCCGGACUUCAACUCUACUUUGUUUUGA